Nilaparvata lugens (brown planthopper) is the source of this 2353-nucleotide messenger RNA. RefSeq names its product UDP-glycosyltransferase UGT5. The transcript is spliced from 7 exons. NCBI's taxonomy places the organism in Eukaryota, Metazoa, Arthropoda, Insecta, Hemiptera, Delphacidae. Gene Ontology annotation, molecular function: UDP-glycosyltransferase activity. The coding region runs from base 499 to 2064 and encodes 521 amino acids. The record is from RefSeq and is a predicted model, not a curated record.
GAUUAGAUAAUAAAGCGGCUUCUAAAGUAGUUAUUGAGUUGGUAUAACGGUAGAAGGUGGAACAAAUUAUUCUUCAUCUAAAUGAUAGUUUUAUACUUGUGUUAAUAAUAAGACGUUUGAGAUGUCAACGUCUGGAUGAGUCAGAAUUAUUACAUAAUACAAGUUUUUCUUGGUUCAAUUAACAUAAACGAACAAGGUCGUCUCGGUAUAGUAAUGUUAACUGGUAGUAUUAGCCUUUUUCGUAUUUCUCGUACUAAACACGUAUUUGAAUGAGAAAAAAGUGGAGCUAGAUAAUGUUGUUCAUCGUCUCCAUGCUUCAAGCCUUCAGUAUUAUUUUGGCGUGAGAAAAUCAACGUUCUCCAACAUCUUAUGUAGUGAAUUGAAUUUAGUUUCUGUGAGGAAGUGCUUGGGAUGCAGGGGAGUGAUUUGUUGGAGAGUGGGGAAUCACGUCAAUAGUUGCAGAGACUGUGUAAUAGGAAUAAUUCAUUCGUAGAUAAAAUGGUGUGGAUUGUGUAUCAUAUUAUUGCACUUGGAGCAGUCCUUCAAUUGAAUGUGUGUGAUGGAGCCAAUAUACUGUGUAUCUUCCCAGUUCCAUCCUACAGCCAUCAACAGCCCUUACUGGCUGUCAGCAGAGAGUUGGCUGCAAGGGGUCACAAUUUAAUUGUCAUCAACACAAAUCCAACUAAGACACCAUUGAAAAACCACAGAGAUAUCGACCUCGGAUUCUUGUACAAUGAGUUCGAAGAAUUGAGAAAACGUGGAUUGUCACUGCAAUCUAGAAUAAGUCCAUAUAAGAUAGUUCACGAUUACAAACUGUUUAUGGAGUUCAUUACACCAAAAGCACUGGAGGCGCCACAAGUGCAACAGCUUAUCAAUGAGAUAAAUGGAACGAAGUUUGAUCUCAUAUUCUACGAGAGUAUCAUGCUUUCAAGUUUCCUGGGUUUCAGCGAGUUAGUCGGCAACCCACCAAUAGUGGGCAUGCUAACAAUCAACCCAUUCGUGAUCAGUGAUCCAUUAGUAGGUAACCCAGAAAUACCUUCGUACAUUCCAUCAGUACUCCUGCCCAACGAACACAGAAUGACCUUCGUAGAACGAGUAAACAACUUCCUCAUAAACGCUUACUACCAUUACGUGAAAAUACGCUACAUGGAUCCACUGCAAGAAAUAUACAUCAAGAGAUAUUUCGGGAAUGUGAAGCACACCGCUUAUGAAAUGGAGAGGAAUAUCAGCUUGAUGUUAAUAAGCUCUGAUCUGGCGUCAAGCUAUCCCAAGCCAAUUCAUCCCAAUACUAUUUAUGUGGGUCCAACGCACAUUGAGAAGAAUUUUCCACCUCUACCUCAGGAUAUCCAAAAAUGGAUGGACGAUUCAGAAGAUGGAGUAAUCUAUUUCAGUUUGGGAAGUAACAUGAAGGGCACAUCAGUUCCAGCCGAGAAAAGAAAUGCUUUCAUCAGAGCUUUCUCCAUGUUCCCACGAGUUCGAGUUCUGUGGAAAUGGGAGAGUGACGAGAAACUACCUGGACAACCUGACAAUGUUCUUGUCAAAAAAUGGCUACCGCAACAAGCAAUACUUGCACAUCCUAAAACACGGAUCUUCAUAAGCCAAGUGGGCUUGCAAAGUAUGCAAGAAGCGACUCACUAUGGUGUGCCGAUUCUGGGCGUCCCAUUGUUCGCUGACCAGGAUUUCAAUGCCAGAAAACUGAUGCAGGCAGGUGCUGGAAGGGCUGUGGAUUUCCACUACGUAGCUUUCGAAAAUAUUUAUGAGAAUUUGAAGGAACUUCUAACAAACUCGAGCUAUGCAGAAAACAUGAGAAUUCUUUCAAGAAUCACGAAGGAUAAACCAAUGCCAGCAGUGGAAACAGCAGUUUGGUGGAUUGAGUAUGUGCUGAGGCACAAUGGAGCCCCGCAUCUCAGACCAGCUUGCAAGGAUUUAGUCUGGUAUCAGUACUACAGUCUCGACAUCAUUGCAGCUAUUGGGGCCACUAUUAUGUUGAUCCUUACUCUUUCUUAUUCAACCGUAAAAAUGAUUGUCAAAAAGCUGGUGAACAGUAAAUUAAAAACACAAUGAUUUGAGCACAGUGAGUUUUUUCGAUCAUUAUCAUUCGAGAAAGCUUGUGGUGGUUAAUCUGAAAAUAAUUUCAAUUUCUUGGGAAGCUCAUACCCUAUUCUUCUUUUGUGUUUGAUUGUUCUAUAUAUAUAUUACUUUUCUUUAUUCCAACUUGCCAUACCAACAAACUCCAGCAUUAGAAAGUCUUUAUUCUACAUGACAUGACUCUUCACUUCUAUAAAGUAGAAAUAUUCUUGAAAUUAUGUAUACUUAUUAUCAUUUAUUUAUAAAAUAUCAUCAUACUACCCUU